CUGUUUCCCGGGAACCCUCCCCGGUCGUGGGCCCCAAUUUCCCGCAGCCUUCCACGACUCCGAGAACGUUCUGACACCCUCGGGGAAAGCUCUCUGCUGCACGACUCGGUACGGGGACGGCUUUUCGCACCCCUUGUUGCUGGGGCAGAGCGACGGUGGGAAGCAUGCGGGACUACGACGAGGUGACGGCCUUCCUGGGCGAGUGGGGGCCCUUCCAGCGCCUCAUCUUCUUCCUGCUCAGCGCCAGCAUCAUCCCCAACGGCUUCAAUGGAAUGUCAGUCGUGUUCCUGGCCGCCACCCCGGAGCACCGCUGCCGGGUGCCCGACACCGCGAACCUGAGCAGCGCGUGGCGCAACCACAGUAUCCCGCUGCGGCUGCAGGACGGUCGUGAGGUGCCUCACAGCUGCCGGCGCUACCGGCUGGCGGCGAUCGCCAACUUCUCGGCACUGGGGCUGGAGCCGGGGCGCGAUGUGGAUCUGGAGCAACUGGAGCAGGAGAGCUGCCUGGAUGGCUGGGAGUUCAGCCAGGACAUCUACCUGUCCACCAUCGUGACUGAGUGGAGUCUAGUGUGUGAAGAUGACUGGAAGACGCCCCUCACCUCCUCCCUGUUCUUCCUGGGUGUGCUCUUUGGCUCCUUCGUGUCCGGGCAGCUAUCAGACAGGUUUGGCAGGAAGAGCAUCCUCUUUGCGACCAUGGCUGUGCAAACUGGCUUCAGCUUCGUACAGAUUUUCUCCAUCAACUGGGAGAUGUUUACUGUGUUAUUUGUCAUCGUGGGCAUGGGACAGAUCUCCAACUAUGUGGUGGCCUUCAUUCUAGGAACUGAAAUUCUUGGCAAGUCAGUUCGUAUUAUAUUCUCUACGUUAGGAGUGUGCACAUUUUUUGCAGUUGGCUACAUGCUGCUGCCACUGUUUGCUUACUUCAUCAGAGACUGGCGGAUGCUGCUGCUGGCGCUGACGGUGCCGGGGGUGCUGUGCAUCCCCCUGUGGUGGUUUAUUCCUGAAUCUCCCCGGUGGUUGAUAUCCCAGAGAAGAUUUAUAGAGGCUGAAAAUAUCAUCCAAAAAGCUGCAAAAAUGAACAACAAAGCGGCCCCGGUGGUGAUUUUUGAUCCUAUGGAGCUACAGGAACUAAAACUCCCAAGCCAGCAGAAAAUUCUCAUUCUCAGCCUGUUCAGGACUCGGAAUAUUGCCACAAUUACCAUUAUGUCUUUGAUGUUGUGGAUGCUUACCUCAGUGGGUUACUUUGCUCUGUCUCUCAACGCUCCUAAUUUACAUGGAGAUGCCUAUUUGAACUGUUUCCUCUCUGCCUUGAUUGAAGUUCCAGCCUACAUUACAGCCUGGCUCCUGUUGCAAACCCUGCCCAGACGCUAUAUCAUAGCUGGAGUACUGUUCUUGGGAGGAGGUGUGCUUCUCUUAAUUCAACUGGUACCUGAAGAUUACAACUUCUUGUCCAUUGGUCUGGCGAUGUUAGGAAAGUUCGGAAUUACUUCUGCUUUCUCCAUGCUGUAUGUCUUCACUGCAGAGCUUUACCCCACCCUGGUCAGGAAUAUGGCUGUGGGGGUUACAUCCAUGGCCUCCAGAGUGGGCAGCAUCAUUGCUCCCUACUUUGUUUACCUCGGUGCAUACAACAGAGUUCUGCCCUACAUCCUCAUGGGCAGCCUGACUGUCUUGAUUGGAAUCAUCACCCUCUUUCUCCCUGAAAGUUUUGGAGUAACUCUACCAGAGACCUUAGAGCAGAUGCAGAAAGUGAAAGGGUUCAGACUUAGGAAAAACACAAGAGAUUCAACGGAGAAAGAAGAAAAUCCCAAAGUUCUCAUAACUUCAUUCUGAUAAAAUUUCCACCCCAUUUGGUGACCUGAAAAACAGAUGCAUAAGACUCUAUGGAGAAACCAAAGUCUUUCCUGAUGAAAUGGACCAACCCUAAGGAUUAACACUAAGAUGACUUUGCUGUUGAGAAAUGCUUGUCACAUAGCAAACUCCAAGCCACUCUUCCAGAUAAUCCCCUUAUUUUAAAAACAAACCAUUUCUAGAUAGUCCACCUUCCUAAUUAAUUCAAUGAAAUGGGUUCAUAAGAUUUUUUUGAAAAAUGCAUUGGUCAAGGACUGGUAAAUUCAUACAAAGAUGAACCUUCAUUUUCAAACAUACAAAUACUAUUCAAAUAAAAAGAAUGUCUUUGUAUUAACACAACUAUUAGGUGAUAACAGUAUAUGUGUGUAUGUGUAUAAGUGAACUAGUACAUUCAAAAUUAGAGUAAUUUUUGAAGUGAACCUAUAUAUUGCUGUAACUAAAUGAUUAUAUGCAGUAUUCCUAUCCAGAGAAUUUCAUACAAUCCUUUGAGGGGAAUUGAUGGCAGAUAUUAAUAGUGUUUUACAAGUGAAACACGGUAAGAGAUCAAGAAACCUUGACAUGCGGCUCGUAUGACCUGUUGGCCUUUACGAAGGAAACCCAGACAGUUCCCUGCUAAAAUUCAGCGGCUAUAACUCACAGUGUUUUGAAUGGUCUGUAUUUGUUGUGAUCUUUUGAGGCACAUGAUUGAACUUUCUGUUUCUUAAGACUGGUUGAAAAGGUAUUUUGCUAAUAAACAGAUAAUCAGGAAAGCCACAAACCAGUUAGAUUGGUAAAGAUGGUUUGUAUGCCCCAUGGCCAAGAGACAUCAGCACUCAGGAAGAAGGCUGUCCAAGCCAACAAUCUGGAAAGACUUUUAAAACAGUUCUUUCCAUUAAUAGAUUCCUUCCUAAGCACGGUAUGCAGCUACAUUCUCUCUGACCAGGGGUGCAUCUGGUUCCAUGAAUGAGCAGUGUAAAAAAUAAUGGUCACUAAUGGGGUAAUGUGUUAUCAUAAGCUCAGAAAAUAAAUGUCAGGUCUCUGUCUCAGCAUGUUUUAGGCAUGCUGAGAUGAUAACACAGCGAGGAGUUAAUCCUGGAGACUGAGGCAGCAUGCUUUCUCUGAAAGUGGCUUCUGCCACAGCAGCACAGCGAAAAGCAACUGAGCCUUUGACAUCCCCAGCACUACAGUGUGCUCAUAGAAGGAGGUAGCUCUGGUUUUUUAUAUGAUGCUUGGUGGCAACAUCUCCUAAAAAUACUUAUCCCCAAGAUUAAAUUUUCACUAAAUAUUUUGUAGAGGAAAUUUUGAUAUAACUUCUUUAAUAAAUGGUCCAUGUUAUUUCAAGUUUCUU
Panthera uncia (snow leopard) is the source of this 3171-nucleotide messenger RNA. It is a transcript of the gene SLC22A4, whose product is annotated as solute carrier family 22 member 4. The record is from RefSeq and is a predicted model, not a curated record. Bases 165 to 1826 code for a protein of 553 amino acids. Gene Ontology annotation, cellular component: membrane. Gene Ontology annotation, biological process: carnitine transport; transmembrane transport. Lineage: Eukaryota; Metazoa; Chordata; Mammalia; Carnivora; Felidae. Gene Ontology annotation, molecular function: ATP binding; transmembrane transporter activity. The transcript is spliced from 10 exons.